ACAGUUCCUGAGGUUCGAGACUCAGUGUUCCUUGUACAACCAUGGCCCAGCAGUUCUGGGGUUCCUGUCUUUUCUCAUUGUUUAUGGCUGCCUUGGCUCAGGAGACUCUGAGCCCUCAAAAAUCGAAGGUGGAUUGCAACAAAGGGGUGGCUGGCACCGUCUAUGAGUAUGGAGCCAACACCUUAGACGGUGGGGAAUAUGUUCAGUUCCAGCAGUAUGCAGGAAAACACAUCCUCUUUGUCAAUGUGGCGUCCUUCUGUGGCCUGACAGCUACGUACCCUGAACUGAACACACUGCAGGAGGAGCUGAAGUCCUUCAACGUCACUGUGCUGGGCUUUCCGUGCAACCAGUUUGGAAAACAAGAACCUGGAAAGAACUCAGAGAUCCUCCUUGGACUCAAAUAUGUGCGUCCAGGCGGUGGCUAUGUCCCCAAUUUCCAGCUCUUUGAGAAGGGGGAUGUGAACGGAGACAAUGAACAAAAGGUUUUUUCCUUCCUAAAGAACUCCUGCCCCCCUACCUCUGAAAAUUUUGGCUCUCCAGAAUAUCUCUUCUGGGAUCCCAUGAAGGUCCAUGACAUCCGCUGGAACUUUGAGAAGUUCCUGGUGGGACCUGAUGGAGUCCCUGUCAUGCGCUGGUUCCACAAGACUCCUGUCAGAAUUGUCCAGUCAGACAUCAUGGAGUACCUAAACCAAACCCGCACCCAGUAGGACACACUUUACAGACAGCGCCUUUGCUCCACUCCUUCACCACCCUCGAUAUGACCAAAGUCUGCGUCCCUGCUAAUGCAUGUGCAAACAGCUCUGGAUAAACGUGUACAGACCUCUCUAUUUGUGGUAUGCAUAUACAUACAUUGAAAAUUAAGUCAAAGAAAAUUGAUCCACCUAGAUAUCUGAUUAUGAUAUAUCUAGUUUUUCUAAUCUAGUCCAAAAGGCAGUCAUAUUUUGGCAUUGAUGAUCCAGACAAUCCCAUAUGUCUAAAAAGUAAUCUACAAAGAUCCUAAUCUACCACUGAGACCUCUGUACCAUUCACCACACUGUCGGGUUAAAAGAACUGGGAACAGGUGGCCAGAUCCUCUGGGUCCCAGCCUUUUCUCCUCCCAAGCUGGGCAUGCUUUGUCAAGUUCUCCUUCUGUUUGGCCCCUUGGUACCACACCACCCUGUAGUUUUCUUAGG
This is a messenger RNA of Grammomys surdaster, 1172 nucleotides long. It is a transcript of the gene Gpx6, whose product is annotated as glutathione peroxidase 6. The coding region runs from base 42 to 707 and encodes 221 amino acids. Gene Ontology annotation, biological process: response to oxidative stress. The transcript is spliced from 5 exons. The record is from RefSeq and is a predicted model, not a curated record. Lineage: Eukaryota; Metazoa; Chordata; Mammalia; Rodentia; Muridae. Gene Ontology annotation, molecular function: glutathione peroxidase activity.